This is a messenger RNA of Catharus ustulatus (Swainson's thrush), 4159 nucleotides long. RefSeq names its product cortexin 2 (gene CTXN2). The transcript is spliced from 3 exons. Lineage: Eukaryota; Metazoa; Chordata; Aves; Passeriformes; Turdidae. The coding region runs from base 3766 to 4014 and encodes 82 amino acids. The record is from RefSeq and is a predicted model, not a curated record.
CCCGCCCCGCUCCGCUCCGCUCCGCAGCGGCCCCGGCCCGGCCCUUACCGAUGCACCGCACGUAGUGUUUUGCAGGAAGUUUCCACGCUCCUGGGUUUAAUGCGUGCAACGCGGGGCUGGAGAGGAGCGCGGCUGAAUAGCGAUGGAAAGGGGCGGGCGGAGAGGUGGAGGAGGAGGCGGUAGCAGCAGCGGCCGUGUUUAAUUUUUUAAUUAGGGCGGUUUGAGCAUCUCCCGGCGGAGCCGCAUCACCGGGCGGCGAGGGGAGCCCGGGCGAGCUGCCCCCGCCGCCCGGGAGCACCCCGAGCCGUCGGGACUGCAGGCUGCGCUUUGGACAGCUGGCGAGGCGGGCGGAGCGCGGAGAGCGGCGCGCCCGCCACCAUGGGCAGCGCGGGCGCGGAGCACAAGGAGCUGUGAGUCAUGCCUUCAUUUGCUGAGCAUCCAUGCCCUGGCCUUCCUACCUUCACCUCCCUGAAUCUCUUAGAACCCAAGAGACAAUAUUCUCCUCAACAAUUUAGAGAAUACAGGCAGGCAGUGAGCACGUGAGUAUGACAGGUUGGCUGUGUGGUCACAGUGCUCCUUUUGCAGCAUUUCUGGUCAUGUGUGGUUAACUCAGGUAGCUCAGACUCUUCAGAGAAUUCCAUAUUCAUGCUGAUAUUUAUUUCUAGUCUAUUUUAUAGGACUUCUCCAUUAUUAUUAGUCUUUUCAUCUUACCACCUUCUAUGACCAAUUUCUGUAAUAGCAUUUCUGGAAUGCAGUUUUGUUUCCCUGAACAGAUAUUUAAGGGCAAAUGAGGUGCUUCCAAACCUGCCAGAGAAUGCCUGUUUAUAUGUCCCUUUCCAAGUUUGGUUUGCUGUUACUCAAGCACAAGCUCAGGACUGAAGCUAUUCAAAGUACUUUGAGAAUGACCACAUCCAUGAACGAGCAGCUGGGCUGCAGACAUCCAAGAAGAGAACAGAUGGCCACUGAUGUGGUCAGUUUUGUUACAAACUGUCAUGUAGGAAGCGAGUUUUUAGGCACCUAAGGCCAAGAGGAUGAAUGCUCCCAGUUUGACAAAGAUAGACAUUUCCUGAGUACUGAGCCAUUUGAAAAAAAUCCUGUAGGGGGUUCUGUGAGAGAAAGACUGAAACCCAGAACACCAGGAAGAUUAUCCUGGUUACUUUCCUGAUCUUCUGAAGUCUCUCCGUAAACCUGAGAGUAAAGGCCAGGUCUGAAAAAAAUGACACCCUGUCACCCCAAACCACCAAAUAGCUGGGGCUGGGAUCUUCAACCCACUGGCAGAGUUGGGCUGGUGAUUUUGAUAAAAUAAGAAUUUCAACAUCUUCCUUCCAGCUGCCUCACAAUACCUAGUACCUGUAGUGUUCCCCUUCAUCACCCCACAGGUGCAGCCAGCACCUCCAGCUCAUACCUCUUAGCUCAGUAUUAAGCUGUUUUCCUCAUUCAUAUUUUCUGUAGGACUCUGUUUCUUCUGGCCUCAGAAGGACUUCCAGUGGCCUUUUAUUUCACAGCAGGAUGUUAAGGAGCCUUAGUUUUUGCCAGUGUUUAUACAGGUAACAAAUCAAAGGAGGAGAAGAAUCCUGAUCUGUGAAAAAGAUCAAGUUCUGUCUGGGGCCAGCCCCCACAAAAUGGCUCUACAGAUUAAAAGUGAUACAAUGCCUGUCUCCAUGAUGCUCUCCUGAGGGCUAUCUUUGAGGAUUUUGGGAUCCAGGCCAGGUUAGUUAGCAUUCCCAGUCUUCUGACUCAGGACUUUAACAGAUACACUGCAGCAAAUGAAAAGGUAUCUUGACAAACUGGGAGAGGACAUCUAACCUGUGUGCAGCAUUAAAAUGUGAAAGGAAUAAAAGGCACUCAAGGUACCAUGGGUUUGGGAAUAUAUAAAUAGAACAAAAUUUCCUGUGAACUCUAAGACUUCAAUUAUAAUUUCUGAAAUUCAGCACAAGGAACAGAAGAAUACAAAGUUGCUCAUUAGAGUUUCCCAGAACCAAUCCCCCCCCAGCAAAGUACACAGUUUUCUCAUGCAGCUUUUUCAUGCAAACUUUUGUUAAAUAAGACUAAGAUAUCAAUUUCUCCAUGUUUCAGCAUCAAUCAGGCUUUGCACAGAGAUUUGUCCCAUAAUGUCUCCUGACAAGCACAUAAUGUACAAACAAAUCCUGUCUAAUUCCAGUGUGUAAGCUGCAAAAUUGGUAAGACUGGAAGUCAUAUUCUUGGAAAAUUACUCUCUGUGGUGAAGAAAUGUUAUGUCAAACACAAACAUAUUUGUCUGAACUCAGCUCAAAUUCAGAGUUCUCCAUGGCCAGCCUAUCCCUAAUAUUCUUCUCAAUGUCUUUCAAGAGAGCAACUGUUUUUCUUGGGUCUGGCUUUUCCAGUAGUGACUAUGUAUAAUUUUCCUGUAUAAAUCUUGUUUUUAAUUUUUGUAACCCAAUACCCUAUGACUUUUGUAAAGUAUUUUUUUUCCUUGACUGGCUUUUGCUCAAAUCAACUGACUUCUAACAUUAAUUUGUGAUAUUGAACUUUCUGUAAUUUCUUUUCCUGCAGAAGGUCAAACUUAAUAGAAAAAUUGGAAGUAUGCCCAAUGAAAAUCCAUAUCGCAGGUGGGCUUUACCUGUGAUGUAUUUUCAGAAAAUAAAUAUUGCUUGUUGUUGACAUUAUUUCUAAUUCCUACAGGCUAUAUCUGGAUCUUUCUUCCAGCUUAACAGGAAUUAAAACAGCAUGGCCCAAAGAGCAGAGUAUAAUUCAAAACAGGGAAGGAUCUCAUACACAGGUCUAUAGAAUAAACAGAAUAUUGGUUGUGAUGCUCUGGCAAAUGUGUAACAGGAAACAUUAUUUAAUAUCUACUAUAAUGAGGCUUAUUGCAAAAAAAACCCAACCCCCCCCCAAAAAAAAACACCCAACAAAACCCAAAAACAACCUUGUGUUUUUCCCUUUUGAUCUUUGUUCUAAAAUUUUUGUUCUUUAGGAUAAUAGUCAAAAACCCCACAAAUUCUGAAGUGAGAGAGGAGACACCAAACAAGAAACAAGUUCUGUCCAUUUCUGUCUGCUCAGGAAUACCAAAAAUUAUUUUUACUUUUUCUGUUGUUUUUACCUGUAGGCUGACUCAGAGUGUGGCUCCUCUCAGCCAUUGCUACAGUGCAGAGUAGAGAUACUGGAACUCCCUUUAACCUGGCUUGGCAGUGCAGGUACCUGAAGCAGUGUAGCCAUGGCAGCACAGAGCUUUGAGUGGCCUAAUUACUCUGCCAAGAAAUAAAUGGAUACUGGCAAUUCCCUGGGGAAAAAGAGGUUGAAUUGUUAACAAAAAGAGUUUCCUCUGAGGCACGUUCAUUAAAUAGGUGUUAGCAAGAGCCAGAAAACCUCAGGUUCUAACCUUAGAAUAAAAAUGUCUUUGUCCUUUAGCACUUGUGAUGUCCCAGCCUUCUAAUUCUCCCACUGUCUAUAGAUACAAAAGAAAAAUGUGAUUUCAAUAUCUGGUGGAAAACCUAAAAUAAAGCAAAUUAUCCCCACCCCCAACUAAAAUCAAUAGGUAACAUCUCCUCAAAAAGACAAAUAUAAGAAGUUUUUCCUUUCUGGAAACAUGCAGAGCUCUCCUGGUGGCAGCAGCAGCGGGGUGGAGUUGCUUGAGCAUCCUGCUUCCCUAGGACACACGUCAGGGACAGUCCCCUGAGCAACGCCAGGAGCACGGGCACAUCUCCUGUUGAAUGUGCCUCUAAAAAUGGCAGGGCAAAGAAGCAAUAGAGGUGAAAAUCCCACAGAGCCACCAGGAUGUGAUGCCCAAUGAUGAGCAGUAAUUACUGCAGCAACACUUCAGCCAGCAUGAGUGUCAACGAAAUGUCUGCCUUCCCUCUGACUUUAGAACAAAAAACUGGCUUUGCCUUUGUGGGGAUUUUGUGUGUUUUCUUGGGACUUCUAAUUAUCAGAUGCUUCAAAAUCUUGCUAGACCCCUACAGCAGUAUGCCUUCUUCCACGUGGGAAGAUGAAGUUGAGGGGUUGGAUAAAGGGACAUUUGAAUAUGCUCUUGCAUGAAAACUCACACAAUAUCCUGCCUUAAAUUUGAUGUUGAUUUCAUUCUGGAAACCAACUGUUGUUACAUUUGUUAUACAUACCUGCAUUUUGGAGAUAUGUUGGUGGCAUCCAUUUUGUUAAAUAAACAUUUGUUGCAAACUCAAAA